Messenger RNA from Cynara cardunculus var. scolymus (artichoke), 2609 nucleotides. Its product is annotated as cullin-3A-like. The transcript has 2 exons. NCBI's taxonomy places the organism in Eukaryota, Viridiplantae, Streptophyta, Magnoliopsida, Asterales, Asteraceae. Gene Ontology annotation, cellular component: cullin-RING ubiquitin ligase complex. The coding region runs from base 243 to 2447 and encodes 734 amino acids. Gene Ontology annotation, molecular function: ubiquitin protein ligase binding. Gene Ontology annotation, biological process: protein ubiquitination; ubiquitin-dependent protein catabolic process. The record is from RefSeq and is a predicted model, not a curated record.
CCAUGGCUGUUACCCAUUUCUCAAUCUUACUCCUCGCCCCCCUUUAUUCUUCUCUUCAUAAACCCUAGAAACACAACCAUUUAUCUAAACACCUAGAUCCUUUUUCUAGCUCCAGAUUUUAUACCAAACACCUGUAAUUCAUGUUCUAUGUCUGAUUUCUGUGACUAAUUUGUCGAAUUAAACAACUGUUUAUACAAUAAAAGGGCUUGUCGAUUUUAAGUUGGAGAUUGCUGGGUGUUAAGAUGAGUAGUAAUCAGAAGAAGAGGAAUUUUCAGAUAGAGGCGUUCAAGCACAAAGUUGUAGUUGAUCCCAGGUAUGCUGAUAAAACUUGGAGGUUAUUGGAGCAUGCCAUCAAUGAGAUUUAUAAUCAUAAUGCCAGUGGACUUAGCUUUGAAGAGCUUUAUAGAAACGCCUACAAUAUGGUAUUGCACAAAUUUGGGGAAAAACUUUACACAGGACUAGUAUCCACCAUGACUUCACAUUUAAUGGCUAUGUCAGGAUGUAUAGAAAAUUCCCAUGGGGAAAUGUUUCUGGAAGAGCUCAACACUAAAUGGACUGAUCACAAUAAAGCAUUGCAGAUGAUCCGUGACAUUCUGAUGUAUAUGGACCGGACUUAUGUUCCCAGUAGCCGUAAAACCCCUGUUCAUGAACUUGGCCUGAAUCUAUGGAGGGACAAUGUCAUACAUCUUAGUGGAAUACAAACCCGGCUUCAAAACACACUUCUUCAGCUCAUACAUAAAGAAAGAACUGGCGAAGUUAUAAACCGGGGGUUAAUGAGAAAUAUUAUUAAGAUGCUGAUGGAUUUAGGACCUUCCGUUUACCAAGUUGACUUUGAGAGACUUUUUCUAGAAAUUUCUGCAGAUUUCUAUAGGGUCAAGUCUCAGGAGUUUAUCGAGUGUUGUGACUGUGGGGAUUACCUACAGAAAGCAGAGAGACGUCUAAAUGAAGAAAUAGAUAGAGUGUCACAUUACUUGGAUACAAAAAGCGAAAUCAAGAUAACGAAUGUUGUAGAGAAAGAGAUGAUUAUGAACCACAUGACCAGGUUGGUCCAUAUGGAGAAUUCAGGAUUGAUAAACAUGCUUGUUGACGACAAAUACGAAGAUUUGAGAAGAAUGUAUAACUUGUUCCAUCGUAUUCCCAAUGGUCUCUCAACAAUCCGUGAAGUUAUGACCUCUUAUCUACGAGAGAUUGGAAAGCAGCUCGUUAGCGAUCCAGAAAAGUUGAAAGAUCCAGUGGAGUUUGUACAGUGUCUCUUGAAUGAGAAGGACAAAUACGACAAGAUCAUCACGUUGGCAUUCAACAACGAUAAGACCUUCCAAAACGCUCUGAAUUCCUCAUUUGAAUUCUUCAUCAAUCUGAAUCCUCGAUCUCCCGAAUUCAUUUCGUUGUUUGUGGAUGAUAAGUUGCGGAAAGGUCUGAAGGGAGUCAGCGAGGAGGAUGUGGAGGUUGUUCUUGAUAAGGUGAUGAUGCUUUUUCGGUACUUGCAGGAGAAAGAUGUUUUUGAGAAGUACUACAAACAGCAUUUGGCAAAGCGGCUUUUAUCGGGAAAAGACGUUUCCGAUGAUGCCGAGAGAAGCCUGGUUCUUAAGCUAAAAACCGAGUGUGGGUACCAGUUCACGUCGAAACUGGAGGGCAUGUUUACCGACAUGAAAACCUCCCAGGACACUAUGCAAGUUUUUUAUACGGACCAUGGUGCCGAUUUAGGAGAUGGUCCCACGUUAGUCGUACAAGUCCUGACCACCGGUUCCUGGCCGACUCAGCCUAGUGUGACCUGCAAUUUGCCAUCCGAGCUGACGUCUCUCUGUGAAAAGUUCAGGUCGUAUUAUCUCGGGACCCACACUGGUCGAAGGCUGUCAUGGCAAACAAACAUGGGAACGGGCGAUGUAAAAGCAUACUUCGACAAGGGUCAAAAGCACGAGCUGAUAGUAUCCACUUACCAGAUGUGUGUCCUGAUGCUGUUCAACAAUGCCGAUCGGCUCACCUAUAAAGAAAUCGAGCAGGCAACCGAGAUCCCGUCUACGGACCUGAAACGGUGCCUGCAAUCCAUGGCUUGUGUCAAGGGUAAGAACAUUCUUCGAAAAGAACCCAUGAGUAAAGACAUCGGAGAAGAUGACGUAUUCUUGGUGAACGAAAAGUUCACAAGCAAAUUCUAUAAAGUGAAAAUCGGAACUGUGGUUGCACAAAAGGAAUCCGAACCGGAGAAACAAGAGACACGACAGAGAGUGGAGGAGGACCGGAAGCCGCAAAUCGAGGCGACAAUUGUGAGGAUAAUGAAAGCGAGAAGGGUGUUGGACCAUAACAAUAUCAUUGCGGAGGUUAUAAAGCAGCUGCAGUCUCGGUUCUUGGCAAACCCAAGCGAGAUCAAGAAACGGAUCGAAUCGCUUAUCGAGCGAGAUUUCUUGGAGAGGGACGGGUCAGAUAGAAAGCUAUACCAAUACCUUGCUUGAGAAAGGUUAUGGUGAGAUAAGUAUUUCAGUUGAAAUUGCACCUCUUCUCUUGUUGCCAGUCAAAUAUUGCAUUUCUUAACUUUCUUUCUGCUACUCUCAUAUUCCCCUGUUCUUGAUGUCUGUAGUUGUGAGUAGAGAUACACAAGAUCCGGGCUUAUCUCA